This is a messenger RNA of Schistocerca americana (American grasshopper), 1507 nucleotides long. RefSeq names its product myrosinase 1-like. The transcript has 11 exons. Lineage: Eukaryota; Metazoa; Arthropoda; Insecta; Orthoptera; Acrididae. The record is from RefSeq and is a predicted model, not a curated record. The coding region runs from base 1 to 1440 and encodes 479 amino acids. Gene Ontology annotation, molecular function: beta-glucosidase activity. Gene Ontology annotation, biological process: carbohydrate metabolic process.
AUGCUGACAUUGCUGAUCGUCCUUUCGGUCGUGCUGACAGUCGGGUCAGCACAGACCAAUCCCAGACAGUUCCCGGAGGGUUUCUUGUUGGGCACUGCCACGGCAGCCUAUCAGGUCGAAGGUGGCUGGAAUGCGGACGGUAAAGGAGAAAGCAUUCAGGAUGUCUUUUUCCACAACAACCCGGAACUGACUGCCGAAGGUGACAAUGGAGAUGUAGCUUGUGAUUCUUAUCACAAAUACAAGGAGGACGUGCAGAUGCUGAAGGCGUUAAACGCGGACGUGUACCGGUUCUCGAUCUCCUGGUCACGUGUGCUGCCGAACGGGGACCUCGACGUCAUCAACCAGGCUGGCAUCGACUACUACAACAACCUCAUCAACGAGCUGCUCGCUAACGGAAUUCAGCCUGUCGUGACAAUGUACCACUGGGAUCUUCCACAAGCGUUGCAAUACAUUGGUGGCUGGGCCAACGAAUUGAUGGCUGACUACUUCGUGGAGUAUGCCCGGCUACUCUUCGAGAACUUCGGUGACAGGGUGAAAUGGUGGAUCACAUUCAACGAGCCCUCCGUCUUCGUGAACGGGUAUUCGUACCCGCUGGUGGCGCCUGCACAGACUGCUCCGGGCAUCGGCGACUACCUGGCCACACACACCGUCAUCAAAUCCCACGCACGGGUCUGGCACCUGUACGACGAGGAGUACAGAGCCUCGCAGAACGGUAGCGUGGGAAUAACUAUUAAUAUGGACGUGCUUGCAGCACGUUCCAAUUCUACAGAAGAUUUAGAAGCAAGUGAAAGAGCGCGACAGUUUCAGUUUGGUAUUUUCGCACAUCCCAUCUUCACUGAGGAGGGUGAUUACCCGGCUGUGGUGCGGCAGAGGAUAGAUGCGAACAGCGCAGCUGAGGGACGACCGCGCUCACGACUGCCAUCCUUCACACAGGAAGAGGUCGAGUACAUUAGAGGUUCAGCAGACUUCCUAGGACUGAAUAACUACUGGACGAACUAUGCGUAUUCAAUACAAAUACCCAUUAAGCCAUCUAAAAUAUAUGACUCCGGCGUCAUCACUAUUACUGGUGGGAGAUAUCCUUGGGGAUUCCGAGAAUUACUGAACUGGGUUGCUAAUGAGUACCCUGGAUACCCAAUUUUCGUGACAGAGAAUGGUCUGUCGAACUCAGGAGGACUAAAUGAUACGGACAGGAUCGAAUACUUCAUCGGUUACAUGGGAACCCUACUGGAAGCUAUAUAUACUGACAAUAUUCCAGUGAUCGGAUACACGAUAUGGAGUCUGAUGGAUACUCUGGAAUGGCGUUAUGGUUUCACGAGAUCGUACGGGCUGUACGACGUAGAUACCAGCAGUCCAAACAGGACGAGGACUCCCAAGGAUUCAGCUGCCUUCAUAUCACAAGUAUAUGGAAGCCGACAAGUUCCUGAAGAGUACAUUCCUUAGAAAGUAUUGAUAGAGCGAUGUGCGAAGACAAUGGGUUGUGCAUGAUCUGUACUUUUGCAACUGUUGU